This is a messenger RNA of Asparagus officinalis (garden asparagus), 2017 nucleotides long. RefSeq names its product pentatricopeptide repeat-containing protein At3g59040. The record is from RefSeq and is a predicted model, not a curated record. Lineage: Eukaryota; Viridiplantae; Streptophyta; Magnoliopsida; Asparagales; Asparagaceae. Gene Ontology annotation, molecular function: protein binding.
AAAAAGAAUAAAAAUCGUAGGAUAAUAUCUUUACUCACUUGCUGCUGGGCUCUCACUUUUCCCCGAAAAAAUAUCAUAUCCUCAGUUCACUCUGCUCCCGCCGCCGAGCUCGCUGAUUAUUGGACACGGCGACCGCUGACCUAACAGUCCUCCCUCGCCGUCCAUCUCCUGUGGUCCCCUUCCGACGUCGAUCUCUCGCCGCCCGUUCGUCACCCCUAUUCUGCCAACUCCUCAACCUUCAGCAAACUGAAUGUUUUGGUGAACCCAAAUGGGAUUAAAACUAGACCUAACGCGAGAUUGAAGGUAGUUUGCCAUGGAAUGCUGGCUCCGAGAAAGUUCAUGCAGAGGAGGAGGAAAGUUGAGGUUUUUAAGGACGCAGCCACUGAACUGAGUCUGAUAAGAAGUGAACUGGAGGAGCUGUUGAUGUAAGAGAUUGAACAGAACCAUCAGACGGUUCGGCUGUUGCGGAGGGCAGAGACUACUAUAAAGAGCCAGAGGACUAAAGGGGAGGCACUCCCUAGAGAUCUUGUGCUUGGUACUCUUGUUCGAUUCAAGCAGUUGAAGAAAUGGAAAAUUGUUAGUGAGAUUCUUGAGUGGCUUAGAUGCCAACAUUGGUGGAGUUUCUCGGAGAUGGAUUAUUUAAUGCUAAUCACAGCUUAUGGGAAGAUAGGGGAUUUUAACGGGGCAGAGAGGGUUUUGAAGUAUAUGAACAAGAAAGGUUACCCUCCUAGUGUAAUAUCUCAAACUGCAUUGAUGGAAGCAUAUGGGAGAGCUGGGCAGUAUAAUAAGGCGGAAGCUAUAUUUCGCAGGAUGCAGUCAUCAGGCCCUGAACCAUCUCCAGUAACAUAUCAGAUCAUCCUCAAAAGUUUUGUUGAGGGUGAGAAAUAUCAGGAAGCUGAAAAUAUUUUCCAAAGCCUUCUGAAUGAAGAAAGAUCUUCUUUCAAGCCAGACCAGAAAAUGUUCCAUAUGAUGAUUUACAUGUACAAGAAAUCUGGGAACUAUGAUCAAGCUCGUAGACUAUUUGCUCAAAUGGCUGAGAAGGAAGUACCGCAAUCAACUGUUACUUAUAAUAGUUUAAUGUCUUUUGAGAACGACUAUAAAGAGGUCUCAAAGAUAUAUGAUCAGAUGCAACGAGCUGGACUUAAGCCUGACGUGGUGAGCUAUGCACUUCUCAUCAAUGCUUAUGGAAAGGCCAGGAGGGAAGAUGAAGCAUUGGCAGUUUUUGAAGAGAUGCUGGAUGCUGGUGUCAGGCCAACACACAAAGCAUAUAACAUUUUGCUCGAUGCCUUUGCAAUAUCCGGAAUGGUUGACAAAGCUCGGAUUGUGUUCAAGAGUAUGAGAAGAGACAAGUUUACUCCUGAUCUCUGCUCUUAUGCAACGAUGCUCUCUGCUUAUGUCAAUGCCUCUGACAUGGAGGGAGCAGAGAAAUUCUUCCGCCGUUUGAAAGAAGAUGGCCUACGACCAAAUGUUGUUGUCUAUGGAACUCUAAUGAAAGGUUAUGCCAAGGGAAAUAACCUAGAGAAGGUCAUGAGAGUAUAUGAGAGAAUGAGAUUACAAGGAGUGGAACCCAACCAAACAAUCUUCACAACAAUUAUGGAUGCCCAUGGCAAGAACUCUGAUUUCGGGAGUUCUGUUGUUUGGUAUAAAGAGAUGGCUGCUCGUGGUUUUCCACCCGAUCAGAAAGCGAAAAACAUAUUAUUGUCUCUAGCUAAGACGCCGGAGGAACAAGAGGAAGCAAACAAACUUGUUGGUAAUGUAGUUGAUCUUUCUGAGGAUAAGGUCAGUAAUUUACCUGACUUUGAUGGCAACUCAGAAGUACAAACUAAUGAGGAUCUCACAGGAGAAACUGUGAGCAAGUUUUCUGAUUUAGAUGUUGAUGAUGAUGAUGAUGAUCUAGAUUUUGUUUCCUCGGAAGAAAGCCAAUAGCUAUUGCCUGUAACUCAGUUAUGAAAUUGUAGAUACAGUUUUGACAGUUGAUUUUGAAAUAGAUAUCUAUCUGCAGAGAUUAUUAUUUUAA